Molecule: messenger RNA, 963 nt
Organism: Lathyrus sativus (Indian pea)
Lineage: Eukaryota; Viridiplantae; Streptophyta; Magnoliopsida; Fabales; Fabaceae
Source: the annotation of a GenBank genome assembly
AUGCAUCAGCCGUGUCUCUGUGCACCAGCCCCAAAUCCAACUGCUACUCUUCCACUACACUCAAACAUCAAUGUUUCCUUUUCACCUCCAAACACCUCUUUCAACCUUCCAAAAACAUCACAAUCCAAACCCACGACAAGGAUUAGGAGCCAAACAUUGUUAAAUUCGCACGCCCAACCACACCAUAGAUGGUCUCUUAACGGCAUGACAGCUCUCGUCACGGGUGGAACUCGCGGAAUUGGGCAUGCCAUUGUGGAAGAAUUGACGGGUUUUGGUGCCAAAGUUCAUACCUGUGCCAGAAAUGAAAAUGAUCUCAAUAAGUGUCUUAAGGAAUGGAAUCAUUUGGGUUUUCAUGUUACUGGUUCAAUUUGUGAUGUGUCUGUUCCACAACAGAGGGAGAUGCUCAUGGAGGAUGUAUCCUCUGUCUUCCAUGGGAAACUCAACAUCCUUAUAAACAAUGUAGGGACAAACAUUCGGAAACCAAUGACAGACUUCACAGCCGCAGAGUUUUCAAGUCUCAUUGAUACCAAUUUAGGAUCCACAUUUCAUAUGUGCCAACUUGCAUAUCCACUUCUAAAAGCGUCCGGAGUGGGUAGUGUUGUUUUUAUCUCUUCUGUUUCUGGUUUUGUCUCACUGAAGUCAAUGUCUGUUCAAGGAGCGACAAAAGGGGCAAUUAAUCAACUUACAAAAAGUCUAGCUUGUGAGUGGGCAAAAGACAACAUAAGGAGUAAUGCAGUUGCUCCUUGGUACAUCAGAACUUCGAUGGUGGAGCAAGUUCUGAGCAACAAAGACUAUUUGGAAGAGGUGUACUCUCGAACUCCACUCCAACGCCUAGGAGAUCCAGCAGAAGUGUCUUCUGUUGUUGCCUUUCUUUGCUUACCAGCAUCGUCGUACAUCACUGGCCAGAUUAUAUGUGUUGAUGGAGGAAUGUCUAUCAAUGGUUUCUCCCCGAUGCAUAUCUAA